This is a messenger RNA of Dromiciops gliroides (monito del monte), 5916 nucleotides long. RefSeq names its product terminal uridylyl transferase 4 (gene TUT4). Lineage: Eukaryota; Metazoa; Chordata; Mammalia; Microbiotheria; Microbiotheriidae. The record is from RefSeq and is a predicted model, not a curated record. Gene Ontology annotation, molecular function: nucleic acid binding; RNA uridylyltransferase activity; zinc ion binding. The transcript is spliced from 28 exons. Bases 306 to 4526 code for a protein of 1406 amino acids.
GGACAGCGGGCGCGGGGGCCGGGGCGGCGGCGGCGGCGGGGACGGCGGCGGCGGAGGGGCAGCAGCAGCGCAGCGCGAGCCCGGCAUGAGGAGCCGCCGCGCGAGCCCCGCCACAGCUCCGGUCUGCCCUUUUUAAAGGCCAAGUCCAAGGGAAGCUCAAGUAGCAGUCAUCCUCAAUUUGGUGUCCUUGGAACCAGACUAUCCAGGACAGUUUACUUGCCUAAACUGGAUAGAAAGACACUCAGAUUGCUGGAGAUCAUCUUUGUAAAGGUAUCUCAAGAGAAAAGAAGCAGGUCUUCAUAAUAAUGGAAGAGCCCACAAACUCUAAAAAUGGGGAUCAUGAACCAAGGAAGUCUGCUCGGGCUGUUUGUGAAGAAAGCAAAGCUCUUAGAGCUCCGACCAAUCAGAAUUUGAAACCUAGAAAUGAGAGAGUCAUAAGGGACAUUGGAAGAAGUUCUCCAAGUGGGAACAGUAAUAAAAAAAAUAAACAAAAUGAUGUUUGUACAGAAAAAAUAGAACCUAAAUCAUGUAAGGUAAAUACCUCUAGUGUCCCAGGCACAAAAGACUUGGGAUCAGUCCUUCAAGAUCAAAGUCACAGCAAAGCAAAAAAGUCACCAGGCCCACUGGCGACCAGAGAAGGUAUGAAGCCCGCGAGAGCCCAGCAGGUGGAAGAGAAUGUUCCAAGCUCCUCUGCUUCUGAGAAGGAUGUGAAUAAAGAAAUCUUACCUACUGUACAAGGAGGGGAGUCAGCUUUAGACAAUGCACCAGGCUCUCCAAAACUAACAAUGUGUGCAGAUAAUGCUAGUGACUCUGGGAAUAGUAUUUCAGGAACAGAAGACAAAUCUGAUGACUUGAGUAAAAUGAAGAGUGCUGAGCCAACAAGAGACCCUCCUUCAGAGCUGGACUACUUGGAAAACGCCGCCACAAUCGAUGAAGCGGCGCUGACUCCCGAGCAGAGGCUGGGGUUGGAGCAGGCUGAGGAGCGCCUGGAGCGAGACUACAUCUUUCGACUGGAAAAACGCUCCCCGGAAUACACCAAUUGCCGCUAUCUAUGCAAAUUAUGCUUAGUUCAUAUUGAAAAUAUCCAGGGAGCCCAUAAGCACAUAAAAGAGAAACGGCAUAAGAAAAACAUCACGAGAUCUAUUAAAAACACCAGAUCCAAUGAUCCCUGGCUCGCUCUUUCCAUGUCUCUCCCAACAACUGGACCAUUGGCUCAUCCCACUGAAUUUUCCACCUCCCAGUCAGCUGUUUGUGGUCCUGUGGGAUCCAGUCUACACAAAGCAUUAUGUGAAAAACAGGAAGAAAAUGAACUCCGAGCCCUGCCACCCCCUUCCCCUGCCCAGCUGGCUGCUCUGAGCUCCACCCUCAUGCAAGCAGCAAAGGAGCAAGGGAUUUCGGACGAUGACUUUGGGUUCCGGCAGGAAAUUGUGACUGAAAUGGAAAAGGUCGUACAGCUGCGCUUACCAGACUGUUCGCUUAGGCUGUAUGGCUCCUCUCUGACUAGGUUUGCUUUUAAAAGCAGUGAUGUUAAUAUAGAUGUAAAAUUUCCAUCCAAGAUGAGUCACCCAGAUGUUCUGAUUCAGGUGCUUGACAUAUUAAAAAACUGUGCAUUAUACUCAGAGGUGGAGUCUGACUUUCAUGCCAAAGUUCCUGUUGUCUUUUGCAAAGAUGUGAAGAGUGGUUUAAUCUGUAAGGUGAGCGCUGGAAAUGAUGUGGCAUGCCUCACAACUGAUUUGCUUGCUGCUCUUGGCAAGCUAGAGCCUGUCCUAACCCCCUUGGUGUUAGCUUUUCGCUACUGGGCUAGGUUGUGCCAUAUUGACUGCCAGGCUGAAGGGGGGAUCCCUUCCUACUCUUUUGCUUUAAUGGUGAUGUUUUUUCUUCAACAAAGAAAGCCCCCUCUUCUUCCUUCCUAUUUAGGCAGUUGGAUUGAAGGCUUCGACUCAAAACGAGUUGAUGAUCAUCAGCUGAAGGGCAUUGAAGAUGAGAAGUUUGUGAAGUGGGAAUACAAACCUAUGCCCAGUGGGCCCGGGAAGAACUCAGGUGCCUCUGAAAAUAAAACAAAAGCCGAUCAGAGAAGUGGCACCAAGAAGCCCACCGGCUCCGAAACAGACCCCCAGAGCGGCAUUGCCAAGGAGAGACAUGGCAAGUCUCCUUUAGCGUUGGAAAUACCAACUCAGGUAUCCCUGGGACAAUUAUGGUUAGAGCUGUUAAAGUUUUACACACUGGAAUUUGCUUUGGAGGAAUAUGUCAUAAGCGUACGGGUACAAGAACUCUUAACACGAGAGAACAAAAACUGGCCUAAAAGGCGAAUAGCCAUUGAAGACCCUUUUGCACUCAAGAGGAAUGUUGCACGGAGUUUGAAUAGCCAGAUGGUGUUUGAAUAUAUCCUGGAGAGGUUCAGGACAGCCUAUAAAUAUUUUGCUUGUCCUCAGAGUAAAGACGGGAAUAAGUCUAAGGUGGAUUCCAGGAAGAAGGAGAGGGGGAAAAUGAGCAACAAGAAGCCUGCUAAGUCUGGAGACGUGGGCACCAGUGGUUGCCUUCUCCAAGGGGAAAGUGUAGAGAAGACCAAGCCAGGAAGUGGGUGUGGAGCACACAUUUGUCAGUCUGAUGAAUGUAACGAGGCGGAGUGUGCAUCCCAGAGAUGUAGGAAGGACGUAGGCCGCUUGGGAAAGAAACUGGACGAAGCUGAUGCCAGUUAUAACCAGGACGCUCGGGAACCUUGGACUCCUAAUGAUGGCUACGAGUUGGAGCCAAAAUCUCUGGAAGAGCAGCAUGACUCGGAGCCCUCAGAGCCUUGUUUGAAAGAGGAAGACAGCCUCCAGUGUCACUGCCGUGAGCACAGGUCACCUGACCCAGACGCCAUUAACGAACUGGAGGGGACCCCCUGCAGGUCAGAUUUGGAAACAAAGUGUUUGCAGCCGACUCCAUGCACUGACAUUGACACAUCAGCUACCUCUCCCCACUGCCAAGCUGUGGCAGAAGCUUGUGACCUUAAAGAUGAAGACCAGCUCUGCCCUCCAGAAAUGCAUUAUGUGUUUGAUAAGUUUAUUUUGACUUCUGGCAAGCCUCCAACCAUAGUAUGCAGCAUCUGCAAGCGAGAUGGGCAUUCCAAAAAUGACUGCCCAGAUGAUUUCAAGAAAAUUGAUCUCAAACCUCUACCACCAAUGACAUAUCGAUUUCGGGAUAUACUUGAUCUUGUGUGUAAAAAAUGCUUUGAUGAAUUAUCACCUCCAUUUUCUGAACAACAAAGCAGAGAGCAAAUUUUAGCCAGUUUGGAAAGGUUUAUUCAAAAAGAAUAUAAUGAAAAGGCCAGGCUUUGCUUGUUCGGUUCUUCAAAGAAUGGAUUUGGCUUCCGCGACAGCGACCUUGAUAUCUGCAUGACGCUUGAUGGUCACGAAAAUGCUGAGAAAUUGAAUUGUAAGGAAAUAAUCGAAGGUUUGGCAAAAAUUCUGAAGCGACAUCCAGGUUUAAAAAACAUCUUGCCUAUAACUACUGCCAAAGUGCCUAUCGUAAAAUUUGAACACAGGCGGAGUGGGCUAGAAGGAGACAUCAGCUUAUACAAUACCUUGGCUCAGCAUAACACGAGAAUGCUGGCUACAUAUGCAGCUAUUGACCCUCGGGUGCAGUAUUUGGGAUACACCAUGAAAGUGUUUGCCAAGCGCUGCGACAUUGGCGAUGCGUCCAGAGGAAGCUUGUCUUCAUACGCUUACAUCCUCAUGGUGCUGUACUUCCUGCAACAGAGAGACCCCCCUGUGAUCCCAGUGCUACAGGAGAUAUUUGAUGGAAAACAGAUUCCCCAGCGAAUGGUGGAUGGGUGGAAUGCCUUUUUCUUUGAUGACAUGGAGGAGCUGAAAAAGCGUUUGCCUUCCCUGGGCCAAAACACAGAGACACUGGGGGAGCUCUGGCUGGGUCUGCUGCGCUUUUACACUGAAGAAUUUGAUUUCAAGGAAUAUGUUAUUAGCAUCCGUCAGAAGAAGCUGCUGACCACAUUUGAGAAACAGUGGACGUCCAAAUGCAUUGCAAUCGAAGAUCCUUUUGACUUGAAUCAUAACCUUGGUGCUGGAGUCUCUAGAAAAAUGACUAAUUUCAUCAUGAAGGCAUUUAUCAAUGGAAGGAAACUUUUUGGCACCCCGUUUUAUCCUCUUGUUGGAAGGGAAGCGGAGUACUUCUUUGACUCUAAAGUAUUGACGGAUGGAGAGUUGGCUCCCAAUGACCGGUGCUGCCGUGUGUGCGGGAAGAUUGGGCACUACAUGAAAGACUGCCCUAAAAGGAGGAGCGCUUUACUGUUUAGGCUGAAAAAGAAAGAGAAUGAGAAAGAAGAUGAUAAAGAAAUGAAGGAUGAUGACCGAGAACUUCGAGAGAAAAGAUGUUUUAUCUGUGGAGAUGUGGGACACGUCAGAAGAGAGUGCCCCGAAUACAAACAAGCUCGGCAGAGGAGCAACGGUCUGGCAGGUAAACCUCCAUGCUCAGGUGUGCUGCAGUCUGUCCAAAGGAGGCGCCUCUUGCCCCUCCGGCUGCUGACCUAAGGAGUCUGGUCCACUUCUUGGGGCUCUGACUGUGCUUGGGAGGUGUCCUAUCCUUCUGCUCCCACUGAUGGCACUCUAGAGUAGAAAGGGAGCAGGCAUUCACGAAGUGCCUACUAUGUGCAGACUCUGUGCUAAGUGCUUUCUUUCCUUAGAGAUUCUGUCUCAAGUUUGGGUGAGAGGACAGCAUGCCUAUGAGCUGGGCUUUGAGAAUGGGUAGAAAUUAGCAAUCCAGAGCUGCUUGUGGCGGACACCAUGCCUGAGCAAAGGCAUGAGAGGUUGGGGAGCAGUGAGUCAUCCAGUGUGGGGGCAGCAGGGGGCAGGAAGGCAGGCCAGAAGAGUAGCCAUUGUUCUGUCUCUGCUUUCAGGUUCCUGGAGUAGGAUGCAUUCCUCUUAAUGAUCUUUCCUUCACUUAAACAUCUCCUGUGUCUUUCACUUUCCCAGAAAACCAUAACAAAGAAUUAAAAAAAAAAAAAAGAAGAAAAAUUUCAGCAAAACCAACCAAUGCAUUGAAAAAAUCUGACAGCGUAUGUAGCGUUCCGCACCAGUGAGUCCCUCCUCCUCCACUUCUGCACUGGGAGGAAGGGUCUUGCCAUCGUUCUUACUUGGGGACAAGCUUAUUCCUGGUUAUUCUUGGAUUGGGCACAACAUUGAUGAGAUUAUUUCAUAGCAAUGUCCUUUCCGUUUCCAUUGUUGGAGUCAUUGUGGAUAUUAUUUCCCUGGUCCUGCUGACUGCAUUUGCUUCCAUUCAUGUCUGUCUUUCCAAGCUUCUCUGGCCUUUUCUCAUUCAGCAGCUUUCUCAUUUCUCACAGCACAGUAAUAUCUCAUUGCCUUCACCGACCACAGUUUAUUUAGCUUUUCCCCAUGGGGCGGCCAUCUGUUAUUUCCAGUUCUUUACUACCACAAAAAGGCUGAUAUCUUGGUGUUUGUGGAACCUAUUUGUCAUUGAUCUCUUUAGGAGGGUCUUUAGCAGUGGACUCUCCAGGUCAUGAAGGGCAUGGACAUUUUAGUCGCUUUAUUUGAACGAUUCCAAAUUGCUCUCCAGAAUGGUGGUGUUCAUCCACAGAUCAACUCCACCAAUAAUGUUCUAGUGUGCCUGACUUUCCUCAAGUCCUCUAGGACAUAGUCCUUCUGAAGGGAACACUCAUUAGUGUCCUUGCACCCUCACCACCAGACAGUCUUCCCUUCUCCUUUCUGUGUCUCAGAAAAGGCCCCAUUUCUUGGCAUCUUCUCACAACCUCCUGGAGAGGAGGAGUCCAGUCCAAGGGCUGGGGCCAUUGGACACGGGAAGGGACCUGUCCAGGGUCCCUCGGCCAGGGUCCAAACCCAGCUCUUCCUGUGCCUGGUGCUCCUUCCACCAUGGCACUGCUUGUCGAGUAAGAAGCAUCAAACA